This is a messenger RNA of Pestalotiopsis fici W106-1, 384 nucleotides long. RefSeq names its product V-type proton ATPase subunit G. The coding region runs from base 1 to 384 and encodes 127 amino acids. Gene Ontology annotation, molecular function: proton-transporting ATPase activity, rotational mechanism. NCBI's taxonomy places the organism in Eukaryota, Fungi, Ascomycota, Sordariomycetes, Amphisphaeriales, Sporocadaceae. Gene Ontology annotation, biological process: proton transmembrane transport. The record is from RefSeq and is a predicted model, not a curated record. Gene Ontology annotation, cellular component: vacuolar proton-transporting V-type ATPase complex. The transcript has a single exon.
AUGCUUCCAAGAUCGUUCAACAAGGUGCGUCGCCAUGACUUCUCGUUGACAAGCCUCUCUACGAUAUGUUUCCGCACUCGUCUCACCACUCCUGCUCACAUGUUGGUCACAGCCAGGGAAUACCGCACCAAGCGUGUGCGCGAGGCUCGCGACGAGGCCAAGAAGGAGAUAGAAGACUACCGCAAGCAAAAGGAGGAGGAGUUCAAGAAGUUCGAGUCGGAGCAUGCCGCAGGCAACAAGCAGGCUGAGGACGAGGCCAACAAGGAGGCCGAGACCAAGAUCACUGAGAUCAAGUCAGCGGGCAAGAAGGGCCAGGACAAGGUCGUUGCCGAUCUCCUCAAGGCUGUGUUCGAGGUCAAGCCCGUACCCCCCACCACCGCUUAG